Striga hermonthica is the source of this 540-nucleotide messenger RNA. The record is from the annotation of a GenBank genome assembly. Lineage: Eukaryota; Viridiplantae; Streptophyta; Magnoliopsida; Lamiales; Orobanchaceae.
AUGGGAGAUGGGAAUGAUAGGAUGUGGGGCCAUUUGCCUCUUCUGUUGAGAGCUAGUUCCAAAGAGUCGGUGGAAUACAUACUCGAAGCCCUGUGGCGCACCCGCCGCACUGGCCUUGACGCCGCCGACCGGCAAAUCUUUCGCGAUAUUCUUCAGCUGCCCCCAGACGAUUCCAACCUCGACCCUCUAUUGGUUUGCCUGCGAGUAUUGAUUAGGAGGUGUGUUCAUGAUAAUAUUGAUAGAGAUGAGAUUCAGAAGUUGUUUCCUGCUCAAGUCUUGCCUGAAUUGCAAAGAUUGUUGACUCUUUUACUGCAAAAGUUUCAAAAGGAAUGGCGAGAGGAUGUAGCAAAAGACCAGGUGACUUUUCCUCGUCUAAAAUCAAUGACAUGGAACACGAUGAAUGAGGAACAAACAGAACUUACAGCAGUUAUCAACAUGAUGCUUAAUAGCGAUGCACAGGCAAACUCGGAUGAUAGGUGGGAAAAGGGAGAAAUGGCAAACAGACACUUGAGUCAGAAUUCUUAUAUCAAUAUAGAUUAG